Pseudogymnoascus destructans is the source of this 5445-nucleotide messenger RNA. RefSeq lists its product as uncharacterized. The record is from RefSeq and is a predicted model, not a curated record. Bases 2560 to 4770 code for a protein of 736 amino acids. Lineage: Eukaryota; Fungi; Ascomycota; Leotiomycetes; Thelebolales; Thelebolaceae. Gene Ontology annotation, molecular function: GTPase activator activity. The transcript is spliced from 6 exons. Gene Ontology annotation, biological process: activation of GTPase activity.
CCUUUACCAUCGCGUCGCGUCGUUAUUACAACUGCCAGUUGCCCUCCUCCUCGCCAUGGACGACGAAGACGAACUCCUAAUCUUACUAGCCAUCGGAGCUGCAUUAUAUAUCCGAAGUUUACAGCGUCGGCGUCAGCGAGAGCGCUAUCGAAGCACUCACCAAGGCGUUCCUCUGGAUAGAAUCCAAAAAGCCUACCCAUCUACCAAAAGCACCGAUACACGAAGACAGGUUUAUCAAUGGGUGGAAUCGGUAGAAGGCAGCCGGGGGCCUGUGGACGGCGAUAGGGUCUAUCCACUACAACAUCGUCUGGAUUUCUUGAAACAAAGAGAACACUUGAGCACCACAUAUCAAAAUUCACAGGAGACGGUCCACCAUGAAAGUAAAUAAUCAAUUGUGUUUUAAUUUGCUACCAUGCUCCAUCCAAAAGUUCUUACAAGCUUUAUGGCCCCAAUGCUCAACCCACCACUCCCCAAAGCUGUCCUCCACUUGAACGUCGACUUUGGAAAUCCGUUCAUCCCGCUUUAGGCCACAAAUGAAACAGGGUUUUGGAGCAGUAACAGCACCUUCUGCCGCAGUGGCUGUGCGCACUGGCAUCGUGCCACUGAUCUCAGGGACUAUUAUAUGCCCCGAGGUAUCUCGGAUGCUAGAAUUGGCAAUGGCAACAGCUGAACGGAGACGGCCCACCUGAUCUUGCCAUGUUCGAAUAAACUCGUUUGCCUCUCGGUCCUCGCGGCUUAUCUCAGCUUUGUCGACUCCUACAAGCUUCAUGCCACCCUUCCCUCCAGCCGCAGCGGGCCCAAUCUUCAUAGCCUGUGAUAAAUGUGUAUCGCGUUUCCAGCGGUACUUACGGCCAGCUAUAAUCCGUCCUGCAACGGUUGCCAGGAGAACAUCAGCUUUUAUGAAGUUGAUCGUUGAUGGGUCGGACAGGAUCCUGUUCUUGAGCGAAAAUGGCUGGCUUGACACAGGUCGAAAGAGGCUUGACUGCGAGAGAUCGAGGAGCUGGGGGAAUAUAGUCAGUAGCACGGAAGGCGGAGGGAUGUUGGUAGGCGGUGGGGCGCUUGGUGAAGAAGGUUGAUCUUCCUUUGGUUGGGUAUCUGCCACGUCCCAGGCCCACGGGUCUUCCUUUGAUGGCUGCACUGUUUCGUGGGUAGGCGCAACCUCGACUGCAUCCCAGUCCCAGGAAUUAUCGCCGGUAUGCUUCGAGGUGUUCUCUUUUACAAUUGGAGGAGGCGACUGUACGCCCUUGUUGGCCCUGCUUUCUCGUUGCAUAUCUGGUUUCCCAAACGAACCAUGGAAGGAUUCAGCACCUGUGCGAGGACGUGCCAGGUCCGAAGGCGAAGUUGUGUCUCGCUGCUUCUUGGCACCAGUACUGCCCCCGUUGAGGUCCAACCCUGCGAAUGGGAUAUCUUCCUGCAAUGAGGCUGAUUGUGGUAUCUCCGUGGCAAGAGAGGGGUUCAAUGGACGCGACUUGGAGGAUAAAGGUAGCGGGUCUUUAGCAUCAUUAAAUAUAGCUAAUGUAGAACUGUCGUUUGUAUAUCCACCUUGCCAUUGUUUCUGUGGUGGUGUAACCACAGUCUCAAAGUCUCCAAAGUCACCAUCGUCCGAGACGUUAUCGGCAUCAAAUAACACAUUUGGAUCUUUAGGCAAUACAGAUGCUGGCACAGAACUUGUGGAACUCGGCUUUGGAUUUGGCGGAUACUUGGUAUGGAAUCCUGCAGCGGACGACUGGGCUACGUUGGAUGUAUUGGGUAAGAAUCUGCCCUGUGGACUUGUCGUAACCCUCGCGGCGCCGUAUCUUGACUCGUCUGUCACUUGUCCAUGCCCCGACCCAAUGCUAUGCAUGCCACUGCCAAAUAGGUCUGUAGGUCCCUGUGUAUUGGUGCUUUUGACCGCCUCCGACUCAGCGAUUGGGCUCUCAAAAUCUCCCCAGGUAUCACCGUCAUCCUGUGCCUCUUGCCUGUUCGCCUCCCUAGAACCCCCCGCAUCGAAGCCGCUUAGCGUAUUGAAAUUCGAGAUGUCGGCCCUUUGGGAGCUGUAUUGGGCAUUGUGGGCGGGUUGCGCCGAAGAGGCAGGGUUCGAGCUAAAAAACGAUAAAUCAUUCAGGCCAGAGGAUGGCUUACUGCUGCCAUCACCUGAAUUUUUCGAACUACCCUUCUGUGGGGCUACAUAGUAUGAGUCGAACUCUGCAAGAAGAUCAGCAGACAUCGCUGGCUCCUUGCGAUGAAAGGAUGUGGAUGGUGUGGCGCCUCCAGUAUAGAUCUUCAAGGUCCGGAACGUUGCGGCUUCUCUUUUCGGGGUGGUGGGGUAAAUAGAGGCUGGAAACCUCAGUAGAAGGAACCUUCCAUUAAAUCGGGACUGUAAAGCCUUCCGCGGAGAAGUGGGGUAGUUUUUGGUCAAAUCUUGAGAUGUAAAUUGUCCAAGAUGUUGUUGAUAUUGGACCCUGGCAACGCCUAUCGCGGAAAGAUACCGUGCGCCAAAGUCAUCACGUCACGAAGCUCAUCAACGACCUCGGAAGCCUGAGCAACCUUGGGAGUUACCAGCCUCCCAGAGUUGCAGUAAUGAGGUCUUUGGAGGAAUCGAGGCAGAGGUGGCAAAAGACCACAGAGGGAGCCUCUAAAGUUGGUGGCCUCAAGAGCCUAGUUAAGGCCGACGCUGAUAGCAUAUGCGUAUCUGGCUUGCGCUCUGUUUGUUGGAAAGCUUUCUUAUUGUUUCAGAGUGUUGAUCGUAACACAUGGGCGGCGACCAGUGAGGACUCGAGGGCUGCGUACAGUGCGCUGAAAUCCCAUUUUCUGAGAUUAAUUGAGCGACCAGGCGAUCUUGAUUCUACUAUCGACCCUCUUAAUGAUGAUGAUAAUUCUCCCUGGAACACUCUCCGUAGAGACGAGCAACUUUGCGUCGAAAUCGCUCAGGAUGUCGAAAGAUGCAUGCCCGACGAGCCAUAUUUUCGACUGCCCGAGACCCAGAAAACACUUCUGCAAAUCCUGUUUAUAUACUGCAAAAUCAAUCAGGAUAUAGGAUAUCGGCAAGGUAUGCACGAACUUGCAGCACCAAUUUUAUUGGCUAUACAAAGAGAUGCACUGGCACCAAUGACCCCGGAGGAGUCAGUAUUGUCAGAUGAUGGUGACCGUUUAAUGUUCAAUACGCUGGAUGCAAGCUUCAUUGAGCAUGAUUCCUUUACGCUGUUUAACUUAAUUAUGAGGACAGCAAAGCCGUUUUACGAACUCGGUGAGCCUGAUAAGAGGCUCAACGCAGGGUCUACAUCCAGCUCUCAAUAUGGGUCGUCGCCAAUAGUUCAAAGGAGCAAGCAAAUACAUGAAGUACUGCUUGCCCAAGUCGAUCCUGAACUAGCUUCGCACUUGACUCGGAUAGAAAUAUUGCCUCAAAUCUUUAUCAUACGGUGGAUCAGGCUGAUUUUUGGCAGAGAGUUUCCGUUCGAGGACUUACUGGCGUUGUGGGAUAAGCUAUUUGCAGAAGACCCCGACCUAGAGCUUAUAGACAUGAUUUGUGUUUCGAAGCUACUAAGGAUUAGAUGGCAGUUGCUCGAUGCCGAUUAUUCUGUGGCGCUUACAUUACUGUUGAAAUACCCGCAUCCAACACCUCCUUGCGGUCCCCAAACCUUCGUCGAGGAUGCUAUUUACCUGAGAGAGAACCUCAAUGAACCUGCUGGGGCGAAACUUAUAAACAAAUAUACUGGACGAGCUCCACUUUCGCCAUCAUCACGCCCUGUGCCUGCUACUCCCGCUGGACGGGCAAAGCCGCAUCGUGCCGAGAGCCGAUUUUCGGCGCGUAAAUCGCCUCUGCCUUCACCUGCAAGGUUCUUGCAAGACCAAGGCGGCGUGGAGGCCCUUCUACAGGGGGCUGCCAAAGGUGUUUUCGACCGUGGAGAAAGGCUUGGGAUUAACCAGGUUGUGCGGGAUGCCGUUGAUGAGGUCAAGAGGAACAUGCAAGGGCUCUCACCGGGACCCGGGUCUCCCCGCAGGACCCCUCGUAACAAUGCACUGUCGGUGGAUGAGGUGGUAACAGAGACUGGGAAAUCACUGGCUGAUUUGGAGGUACGAAACAAGACGUUGGCAUUAUUACUAAAUGGGACAAUAGACGAGAUCCAGAAAGCAUCUGACUCGACUGAGGAUGCGUCAACCAAGUCGACAUCUGUCAAUAACGCGAUUGAAAAGCUUCGGUUCAUAAUGCUUCGCUUAGAGGACUCCAGCCUACCGCUAAAACCGGACACACCGCGUACUACAGCAGAUGCAGAAGAUACCAGAGCGAUUGAGCCUGAAGCAAAACCUCAAUCUCAAGCAAGCCAUAUAGCUAGUCCAAUUAGUCCACAGAAGGGUAUCGAAACAGCAAAUUCGCAGGUAGAAGCCCCUCCGCCAACUGCGGGGUCCUUCCCUACACUUGGCAGGACUAUUCCCAGGAGGCCAAGGAUUUCAGUCAGCCAGCCUUCGGAAGGUCUCGAGGCAGGACCAGGGAAGCCAGGGCAACCAGCAACUGGGAUUCCUACUCGGUCGACACUGGCUCAGUCGUCGUUCGCGUGGAUGCUGGGGCCAGACGAGCACUCGGCUACUUCAGACCAGUCCCCACCCAUGAAGAGCCCGUCGCCCUUUUUAUCAUCUGGUCGCAAGCCUGGUUCAAGCGCCGCCAGAGAGAGAAGCGCAUUUCUCUUCGGCGAUGAUGCUGACGAGGACGAUGUCAAUUCACCGGCGUCUCCUAAACGGGGUGGGAGCAAGGGUGACUUUGGCCUCGAGGCCAUGAAAAAGACCGACACGUGAUAAAAUGAUACACGAUUGAUAUUCACGGCGGGUGGAAUUUAGCUACUGAGCUUGGAACUAUGAAAUAGAAUAUACCGACUACAGCCCUUGUACAUGAUGUUGCACUGUACAAGUAGUCAUAUUCACAUGAGAGGCCAGACCUAUCUACACUGCAUAAAAACGUGAUUACGGCAUCCAAUAAUGGGGGCUUCAUGAUUAGGCGAUAGUGGCAGACAGCACUGUCAACACCGACUGGAGCAGCACAGAGUUACCCUUAUAGAAUUAUGUGAUGUGAAGUGAGCUGACGGGGGCCCUCUGACUCUUCAUAGUGGCUCACAACGCUUGGCCGUGGACAUUACCUGCAGGCUCCGGGGGCAAGCUCAUGCAGGGUGAUUCUUUUGGCAAGCGUGCAACGGCUAGUCUAUAGCUCAUACGGCAUUUCGAGCGGGAACAAGGGAAGCAAGCACCACCCAAUACAGCAAGAGCUCUUCCGCGUCGUUGCAUUGUGUGAAUAUCAUAGGGUAGAAGUGAAGCCAAACACCGGCCAGCAGCAACUAACAGCAGCCAACAGAAUCAACAGAGACAGAGCCUAGGAUCAACAAGAGUGUGGGAGAAUGAAUCACAGCCACAUAAAGGCACGAAUAUAGUAGUUACAGUAGUAAUUCCAGUAGUGUAGUGGUGAUCUGAGUAGUGUAU